Molecule: messenger RNA, 762 nt
Organism: Effrenium voratum
Lineage: Eukaryota; Dinophyceae; Suessiales; Symbiodiniaceae
Source: the annotation of a GenBank genome assembly
AUGGCAGAUCAGCCAUCUCCCGGCUCUCUGCCUCAGGGCGAGAUAGUUCAGCCGCCCGAGCUCACCUCAGAAGCGGAGUGGCCUUGGAAGAAGGUCGAAUCUUCCACCUCCGCUGAGCAGCCGAUCCAACCAGCGGUGGUUGAGGAUGCACCCCGGAGCUUCCGCAAGGAUCUUUGGGACAGGUUCGACUACCUGUGGAAGCACCGGAUUGAGCCUUCUCAGAGUUUGCUGCAGAAGGUCACGGAUCUGCUGAGGAGCCGCGCGGAAUUGGAGCGGAAGUACGGGGAGAGCCUCCUGAGCUUCGGGGAGAUCUCCGAGUCAGGUGCACUGCACAGCGCGGUGGAUGCGAUGAUUGUCAAUUUCCGCAAUCGCGGGGAGCAGUCCAUCAUCCUGGCAGAUGAGCUGGAGCAAGACAUCAUCGUCAGCUUCGACUGCGUCAUCAAGCAGCACAAGGAGGUAUCCAAAAAGGUCUACUCCGAUGUGCAGCUGCUGGUCAAAAACCUGCAGGAUCGCCGCAAGUCCCAUGAUAGGUCAGCGAGGAGGUAUGGCUCCCGCUGCGCAGAGGCGGAGUUUGCGGCGCAGGACAGCUUGCAGGCAGUCUCCAUGAAGACGGCAGACAGGCUAAAGCUGGCCCAGCAGGCCACGAUCCUGAGCAAGCAGGCCAGAGUCGCCGAAUACGAAGCUUGGCCGGCCCCAACCGAGGACUACUACCAUGCCAUCGACAAGGCCCAUCGACUGGUGCCUGAAACCUCACGUGGCUGA